Solanum pennellii is the source of this 1434-nucleotide messenger RNA. RefSeq lists its product as uncharacterized. The transcript is spliced from 6 exons. Gene Ontology annotation, biological process: DNA integration. The record is from RefSeq and is a predicted model, not a curated record. Lineage: Eukaryota; Viridiplantae; Streptophyta; Magnoliopsida; Solanales; Solanaceae. Bases 1 to 1434 code for a protein of 477 amino acids. Gene Ontology annotation, molecular function: nucleic acid binding.
AUGGUCGAGGACACUCUGGAAGUAUUUAUGAACAAUUUCUCUAUAGUAGGUGAUACUUUUGAUGACUGUUUGUUGAAUAUUAGCAAGGAAGUGCAAAGAUGUGAGGAAGCCAACUUGGUGCUGAACUGGGAGAAAUGCCACUUCAUGGUUAAAGAGGUCAUAGUUCUUGGAUAUAAAGUGUCACAAAAAGGAAUUGAAGUUGACAAGGUAAAGAUUGAGGUGAUUGAAAAAUUUCCUCACCCUAUUUUUGUUAAAGGUGUUCGAAGCUUCUUAGGACAUGCUGGAUUCUAUAGGUGUUUUAUCAAGGACUUCUCCAAAGUUGCAAACCCCAUGUGUAAUAUUUUGGAUAAUGAGGUGAAAUUCAUCUUUGAUGACGCCUGGAUAAAAUCCUUUGAAAUCCUAAAAGAGAAGCUGAUCUCAGUACUUGUAAUCAUUGGUCCAAACUGGGCAGAAGCAUUUGAAGUGUUAUGUGAUGCCAGUGGAACUGCAUUAGGUGUUGUAUUGGGUCAAACGCGCAACAAGAUGUUCCAUCCGAUUUACUAUGCUAGUAAGUCACUAAAUGGAGCAAAACAAAAUCACACAUUCACUGAACAUCAACUGUUAGCUAUAGUGUAUGUCUUUGAGAAAUUCAGAGCUUAUUUGCUGGGCACCAAAGUAAUAGUUCACACAGAUCAUGUUGCGCUGAGAUAUCUCAUGGCCAAGAAGGAUGCCAAACCAAAGUUAAUUAGAUGGGUAUUGCCUGCUACUCUUGAUCUCAUUCCAUGGAUUGCUGAUUUUGAUAAUUUCUUAGUUAGUGACUUGAUACCUGAUGGGCUGACUUAUCAGCAAAAUAAAAAGUUCUUAGAUGAUGUGGGUGGGCACCAUGGUGGAGCUCGCAUAACUCAUAAGAUAUUUAAAUGUGGGUACGAAGUUGUGAUGUAUACCAAAGAGCUUUUUGAUGUGUGGGGAGUUGAUUUUAUGGGCCCCUUUGUGAGUUCAUAUGGACAUAAGUAUAAUCUGGUAGCAGUGGACUAUGUAUCCAAAUGGAUAGAAGCUGUACCAUUACCUGAGAAUGAUGACAAGAGUGUUGCAGCAUUUCUAAAGAAGAACAUUGUUACAAGAUUUGGGACGCAUAGAGCUAUUAUUAGUGAUGGUGGUUAUCAUUUUUGUAACAAAGUAUUCAACGCACUUCUAACCAAAGUUCAUGGAGAACUUCACUGUCCGUGGUCCAGUCAACGGUCCAUGAAGGCAGCCGUGAACAUUACUUGCACAGUUUUCACGAAGGACUUUACGCACGUAGCAAUAAUGAGGACAAUUAAGGGGGGCAGUGCUGAAGAUGAAUACAUCUCUCAAGACAAAUCUCAGACGUUCUCUCUUGCAACCCAUACAGAACAGGAAACAAUAGCUAAACAAGAUGCUCAUCAGAGAGAGCUUGAUGAGAUACUCACAGAUUAA